GUUGCUUUCUCUUCCUCUAGUUCUCUUGCUGAUUUCAAACAUUUACUCUCAUACUGCAGCUAUAAAACCAACUCUGACUGUGCAGCCACAGACGUCCGUGUUUAAUGGAGACACAGUUACACUGAGCUGUGAGGUCCACUGUCUGUCCCCUGUAUCGGAGUUUGUCUUUACCACACCUUUAAAUCAUGAAUCCACUGAAUCUACAGGAACUAAAACAAUCAAAUCUGUGCAAGUCUCUGAUGGAGGACAGUACUUGUGCCGAGCCAGAAUUGAAAAGUCACCAUAUGGUAACAUGUAUUACACAAAACCCAGUAAACCAGUAACAGUGACAGUACAAGGUGGAGACAUUAGCUGGCAGUACAGCUGGUAUAAAGAUGAUUCAGAUAUCCAGCAGAAUAAACUUCAGUAUUACACAAUCAGAUCUGUUAGUGAGUCUGACGCAGGUAAUUACACCUGUAGAGGAACAGAGAUCAGUGGAUCACGAAACUCACACAUCAGUAAUGCAGUUACACUGACAGUAUCAGAUAUUCCCCGACCAACUCUGACUGUGCUGCCACAGAUGUCUGUGUUCAGUGGAGACAGAGUUACUCUGACCUGUGAGGUUCAUCAGUCCACUGGAUGGGAGUUUAUCUUCAUAAACCCUUUAAACACUGAAACCACUAAAACUACAGGAACUAAAACAAUCAGAUCUGUGCAAGUCUUUGAUGGAGGAGAGUACAAUUGCAGAGCCAGAAGAAAAGAAAACAAACAGGUUUACACAGAAGACAGCGAACCAAUAACAGUGACAGUAGAGAAUAGACCAACACCUCAAGUGUCUGUUUGGCCUGAUGAUCAUGUAUACAGAGGAGAAACUGUCAAUCUCACAUGUGUCAUCAAUGGAGGAGGAUGCAGCAGCUGGCAGUACAACUGGUAUAAAGAUUCAAUCAUCCAGCAGAAUAAACUUCAGCAUUACACAAUCAGAUCUGUUACUGAGUCUGACGCAGGUAAAUACACCUGUAGAGGAACAGAGAUCAGUGGAUCACGAUACUCACACAUCAGUAAUGCAGUUACACUGACAGUAUCAGGAUCAAAACCUGAACUCACAUCAGAUACUGAAGGAUCUGUACUGACAGGUAACACAGUGACUCUGAAGUGUCACAUUGAUCAUUGGUCUACUGGAUGGAAGUUUUACUGGUACAAAAACACACAAAACACUGAGGAGACGACAACAGAAACAAACUCUUACACAAUCCACAGUGUUAAAGUUUCAGAUGGAGGUCAGUACUGGUGUAGAGCUGGAAGAGGAAAACCAGACAAUUACACAGACUACAGUGAUGAACUGUGGAUAAAUGUUAAAGAAAGUCCAAAACCUGUAGUGAGUGUUAAGCCUGACAAACAGCUGUUCAGCGGAGAAACUGUUACUCUGAGAUGUGACAUACAGGAUACAGGAGACACUGAGUGGACAUACAGCUGGACUGUAGAGCCAUAUUGCUGGUAUAGACGGUUCUACUGUGACACACAAGAGUGUAAAAUCAACAACACUCAAUACUAUCACAGUGGUAAAUACACCUGUAGAGGAAAGAUACGUGAACAAAACACUGAGAUGAGUGAUGCUGUUACACUGACUGUAUCAUCAGGUGUUCCUCCUUCAGUCUCUCUGAUCAUCAAACCCAGCAGAUCUCAACACUUCAUAAACAAAUCUCUCUCUCUGAGCUGUGAGGAUCACAGUAACUCUGCUGGAUGGACAGUGAGAAGAUACACAGACGAACUGGAAUCUUGUUCAUCAUCGGCCAAUCAAUCGGACCCAGAAUCUACAUGUUUAAUCAGUUCUCUCAACACAUCUGAUACUGGAGUGUACUGGUGUCAGUCUGAAUCUGGAGUGAAACUUCAUCCUGUUAAUAUCUCAGUAUACGAUGUUGAUGUGAUUCUGGAGAGUCCUGUUCAUCCUGUGACUGAAGGAGAUCCUCUGACUUUACGCUGCUUAUAUCGAAAUAAAAAACCCUCUAACCUGAGAGCUGAAUUUUAUAAAUAUGGAUCAGUGGUGCAGAAUCAGACAACAGGAAACAUGAUGAUCAUCCCUACAGUCUCAAAGUCACAUGAGGGUUUCUACUACUGUAAAUACCCAGAGAGAGGAGAGUCUCCAAAGAGCUGGAUCUCAGUCAGAGCCAGAGUUUCAGAAGCUUCUCAGGUGAAGAUGUCUGGUCUCAAGAUGUUGUCUUUUCUCCUGGCAGUUUGUCCAUAUCUGUUAGCGACAGCCGUGCUGGUUUUUAAAUGCUGUAGACUGAGAGUUCGCUCAUCUGUUGAAGAUCAGUUGCAGAAUGCUGUAAGAGAAGAUGAAUCUGAUAUGAAUGUGUUGUGAGUGCAGUGAAGCAUCAGUCUGUGAUCUCUCAAUAACACAUUCACAAACUGAAUAACUGCAGUCCAUAACAAUGAGUGACAAUCACAAAUGAAUUCUGGAGUGAAAUUCUUUAUUACUGAUAUGAGUGUGAAUGUGAUACAGGAGUUUUGAGCAAUUUGUUUCAUAGGUUUG
Messenger RNA from Paramisgurnus dabryanus, 2509 nucleotides. NCBI's taxonomy places the organism in Eukaryota, Metazoa, Chordata, Actinopteri, Cypriniformes, Cobitidae. The record is from RefSeq and is a predicted model, not a curated record.